This is a messenger RNA of Asparagus officinalis (garden asparagus), 1138 nucleotides long. RefSeq names its product nuclear transcription factor Y subunit C-2-like. Gene Ontology annotation, molecular function: DNA-binding transcription activator activity, RNA polymerase II-specific; protein heterodimerization activity; DNA binding. Lineage: Eukaryota; Viridiplantae; Streptophyta; Magnoliopsida; Asparagales; Asparagaceae. The transcript is spliced from 3 exons. Gene Ontology annotation, biological process: regulation of DNA-templated transcription. Gene Ontology annotation, cellular component: nucleus. Bases 160 to 942 code for a protein of 260 amino acids. The record is from RefSeq and is a predicted model, not a curated record.
CUCUCUCUCUCCAAGUCAAAGUUCCUUUCUUAGUUUUUUCUCUCUCUAGGGUUUUUACUUGUAAACUGUAAUCACUCGAGCUCAAAACAAAACGCUUGUUGUUUUCCAAGUGGCGGCUAUGAGGAGGUGUUGUUGGGUAAAGGACCAUAACUGAAGAGAAUGCUGAAGCAUGCUCAUACAAUGGAACACUCUCCACCAGCUCAUCCCGCUGUAGGAGUCCCAAGUAGCAGUGCUGCACAAAUAGCCUACGCUGCUCCCCCCUACCAACAAGCUACAAUGCCUGGUCCUCCUCCAGCGUCAUCCUUUCCUACAUCUUCAGCUCAUCUCACUUUCCAACAAGCACACCAAUUCCACCUCCAACAACAACAGCAGCAAAAUCAACAGCUUCAGGCCUUCUGGGCUGAGCGAAUCCUAGAGAUUGAGCAAACCACCGACUUCAGAAACCACAGCCUGCCACUUGCACGAAUAAAAAAGAUCAUGAAGGCUGAUGAAGACGUACGAAUGAUAUCAGCUGAGGCCCCUGUUGUAUUUGCCAAGGCUUGUGAAAUAUUCAUACUGGAAUUAACACUUAGGUCAUGGAUCAACACUGAAGAGAACAAGAGGAGGACACUCCAGAAGAAUGAUAUCGCUGCUGCUAUAACGAGGACUGAUAUAUUUGAUUUCUUGGUUGAUAUAGUUCCUAGAGACGAGUUGAAGGAAGAGGGACUUGGGAUUCCGAGAGCUGCGUUGCCUAUGGUUGGGGGGGCGGCUGAUUCUAUUCCUUAUUAUUAUGCUCAACAACAUCCGGGCAUGUUUAUGGGGAAAAACAUGGACCAGUCUGCUGAUUUCUAUGCUGCUCAUCAACCUCAUCCUGGGGCUUAUAUGUGGCCUCAAGUGCAAUCAGCCCAACAACAGCAAGCACAGCAGCAGCAUCAACAACAGCAGAUGCCUGAUAAUGGCUAAAGUUAAUAUUAGGUUUUUGUUUUUCUGCUAACAAUAGUAUGUGACUGAAGUUGUCGAUAUCUGUACUUUAUUUUGCUCUUGUAGUAGGCACUAUUGUCAUGUGUUAGCUUUUUUAGGGGCGAUGAUGACUUUCAUGUUUAUUUCAACUUGCAGCGAAAAAUGAGACGGUCCGAAUUUCAUAACUGUUGAUCAGUAA